This is a messenger RNA of Punctularia strigosozonata HHB-11173 SS5, 1547 nucleotides long. RefSeq lists its product as uncharacterized. The transcript is spliced from 5 exons. The coding region runs from base 24 to 1337 and encodes 437 amino acids. The record is from RefSeq and is a predicted model, not a curated record. NCBI's taxonomy places the organism in Eukaryota, Fungi, Basidiomycota, Agaricomycetes, Corticiales, Punctulariaceae. Gene Ontology annotation, molecular function: protein binding.
GUACCAUACACAACGCUCAGCCAAUGAGUUCCUCUUCUUCGAAGGGUAGAAUGAGUCCGACUCUCUCUGACAUCUCUAUCAUCACCGCUUCAUCUGAGACCAUGGACGCUAUCGGAGCAGCCCUCUCUCCUGGGUUCGGAUCCGCAGCAGUACAAUCCAAGGAAGUACCGCGCCCUAUCUCGCACCCGAGGUGGUACAUACACGAUGAAAAUGUCGAGAUCGUGGCAGGCGGCUACAUGUUCAGAGUACCACGAUAUUCUCUUCAGAGAGGCUCGGAGCGUUUCAGGGAACUUUCAGCUGCACAAAAACUGAACCCGGAUGGCACUCGUGCGCCUAUCGUUCUGCCGGUUUCCAUCACAGACGAGGAUUUCGAACGAUUCCUGGAUCUCCUCUACCCAAUUGUUUUCGGGACGUACGCGUUGCAUACAUCGAAGGAAUGGACGUCGGCACUGCGUGUCGCGCAUUAUCUGCGAUUCGACUCUAUCAGAGCCCUCGCCAUGAAACAACUGUACUCUCUCGCGUCACCCGUCGAAAAGAUAGUCUGUGCGCGGGAAUUUGAUAUCCCCCAGUGGUUGCAGGGUGCGUACACGGACCUCUGCCUCCGUUCCGCUCCCCUGUGCCCGAAGGAAGGCAGACUCCUCGGUCUCUCAACGUGCCUCAAGAUCGCAGCCGCGCGGGAAGCCCUGCGCACCCCCGCCGCUCCAAUCGAUCAGACUCUCGCUACGCCCAUCGUUAAGGAGACAUUUGGUCUUGGGGUGGAUGGAAAUACUACCACGGCGAUCCGUGACCAGUCUCAAAGCAUCCCUCCUUCAGCAAGCGCCACGAGCAAGCCGUGCAGCCCUGAUGCUACGAAUGUCGUUCGCCCUCCCCUUUUUCCUCAAGCGACACGCCAACUAGAAAAGGCUCCCGUGUCCGAGAAAGAGGAAUGGAAUGACGACGUGAGCAAGCAAGAGGUGACGAACAGCCAAUCCCAGGGAACGGCGGCGCAGGUGAAGCAUCAUGCAGAGCUAGAAUCACAUCUGUCCGAUCCUCCUGCCGGUCUAUCAAAUAAGCAGCGGAAGCAAUGGGUGCAGAAAGCCAAAGCAGCAGCUAUCGCUAAGCACAGGGAGGAGGUGGGGAGACAUGUAACUGGAGGCGGGGUGGCAGACGAGGGAGGCGUUGAAAGACGCCGAACUCCUGGUGGUAGUUCAAGCUUCAACUACAGGUCGUCGCCCCAACCGCUGGGAGACAUCCGAUCUUCAACUACAGGUCGUCCUGGCGGAUGGAUGCAGGGUUGGCUCGCUGAAUUUGAGGCGAGAGCUCACUUGGACACAUCAGAUUCGGACGACCCGGAAUAGCUAGCUCUUCAGCGAUUGCAAUGUAUCGAGGCGGACGAUGAUUAUCACAGAAAGGCACUGCUUAGUUUGGGACUGCACUCGCAGGGUGGGCUGUCUGUGCCUUAUUCGACAAACACGUGGCUUGAGGGUGAGGUUAUCGUCAGUAUUAGAGAGUUAAUCCAAGCGGGAUAUGGUCAUCAAGGCGAAGGCAUUACCUAUCCCGUGCUCGGG